AUGCCUCCGGAGAUAUCAAACCAGCAACACUUGGAGGCGAGUAGUCAUUUAACGACGGAGGCAGACUCUCCCUCUGAACCAGUUACAUCACCUCCCCUGACGUCACAACAGUGGAUGCAAGUUUUGAAUGCCUUUGUAGUAUUCCUGAACACAUGGGGCCUUCUUCUUGCAUUUGGAGUCUUCCAAACAUACUGGGAACAGGUGCAGUUCCCGGACAGAUCCAGCUCUGAGAUAUCCUGGAUUUCAACCGUCAGCGGCUUCCUACUGUUAUUUAGCGGCAUCAUAACUGGCCCUCUCUUCGAUUACGGCUAUUUCCGGUCGUUGGUCGUGGCAGGCAGCCUGUUAGAGGUUUUCGGGUUAAUGAUGAUUAGCCUUUCGACGAAAUACUACCAAGUCUUUCUUUCUCAGGGUAUCUGCAUUGGUCUGGGCGGGGGCAUGCUCUACGUUCCUAGUAUUGCUGCCGCGGCCGCGAGCCUACAAGAGUUUCGCCGCGCCAAAUUUAUAGGGCUCAUUGCGUCCGCCACUGGCAUAGGCGGCGUGAUCUACCCGAUCAUGUUCCGCCAACUCUUGUCCAGCGUAGGAUUCCCCUGGGCAGUCCGCAGCAUUGCCUUUGUCGUUUUCGCAACCUAUCUCUUAUCCUGGGCCAUUUUACCCUACAAGACUGUCCAGAACACUACCAUCCGACAAUGGUUCGAUAGUUCAGCGCUUACCGAACCUCCAUUCGUCUUAGCCAUUAUCUCCGCCUUUCUUGCCGGGGUCGCCUACUAUCUCCCACUAAUCUACCUCCCUUUGUUCGCCGAAACUGCCAUCCUAGCCCUUCACAACACAGACCUACCCUUCUAUCUCAUCUCUAUCGUGAACGGGGCGUCUGUAUUUGGCCGUCUCUUCGCCGGGCUCCUCGCAGUGAGAGUUGGACCAUUCGAAACAUGCACUGCAGGGCUAGCUGCCAGCGCCUCUCUGCUCUUCUGCUGGGUUGCAGUGAGUUCAAAGGUGGGUGUCAUCGUCUGGUCUGUCUUCUGGGGCCUCACAUCCAGCAUCAUUGUAUCGAUGCCCGGAGCGAUGCUUCCGUUGCUUUGCGCGUCGUUUUCGGUAUUGGGGACAAGGACGGGGAUGUACUGGGCUAGCGUUGGGCUGGGGGUUUUGGUUGGGGGGCCUAUUGGGGGGCGUUGUGACCGGUGUCGGACUCGUCAUAUACGAUGCAAAGGAGGCUCAGGUGGCAAUUCUUGCCAUGGUUGCCGGCGGGCAAAUAAGCCAUGCACAAGCCGCAAGGAUGGCAUGUUCCGCUUUGUUGAGUACACCUCUGCAGAGAACGAUUCGGGGGAUCAUCAAAUCCAGCCUAGCCUUCCGGCAAGCAACAUUACUUUUAUUAGCGAGAACAAUGCAGACUUUGACAACAAUGGUCAAUCCAACAGCAGGCCAGCGGACCAUAGCGACUAUCAGCAGUCGUUCCAAUAUUCUCCUUCACAGGUCCCGACAUCAUAUCCCGUCGGGUCUCAAUCUCUCCUUUCGCCCUUAAAAAGUGAGUAUGAGGCGUCUCUUUUCAAAUACUUCAUGACGUCCCUCUCUCCUUGGUUUGACUACUGCGAUCCGAACCGGCAUUUUUAUACAUACAUCGCCAGCUCUGCGUCUAGUAAUCCUAUCCUUUUGUAUGCUGUUCUAACAGUGGCUGCUAGACAUCAGCGCUCGCAUUCAGAGCGCGAGCAAUCGAUUGCGGAUGAAUAUCAACAAUACUGUCUUGAAUCAUUGAUAUCCGCCCUUGAUGACUCUGAGAAGACAUUAGAUGAGUCACUCUUUGCAUCGGCAGUAAUUCUUCGUCUCUCUGAAGAAAUGACAGGUGUGUGGAACCUUGUUCUGAAAUCCUGCACUUACCAAAGGGCAUGUAUUAAGUCGUCACAUGCAGAGCCUUCUCCCAGGGAAGUCGUAGACUCCCACACCCUAUCUGCCCAUAUCCUUGUUCGAAUCAAAGAAGGAAAUAUCUGCACAUCAAGCUUCACAGAUGCAGCCUUGAUCGUGGUCUUGCGACAAGAGAUCUUCGUCGCUAACUUGACACAACGGCCGGUGGGGUCUUUCACUGACCACUGCAAUAUCGACACGUCACUGGGUCCGACUUCUGAAGCAAUGUGGACGUACCGGAUCAUCGCCCAUGCGGCCAAGAUAACCGACUUUGUGUAUGGGGACGUCAUGUUCAGGACCAAGGAUCGCUGGAACGAUCUUAUGCAGUACGUCCAGGACUGGGAAGACAGCAGGCCGAAUUCCUUCAUGCCGAUUUAUAGCGAAACGAAGAAUCCACCGUCUAGUUGCUUCCCUAAGAUCUGGUAUUGUAACGACUGUCACGUCGCGGCCCGUCUGUAUUUGGAACUAUGCCGCAUCCUCCUCUUGGCGUCUGAUCCAGAUGCCACAGCACUUCGAAUUGGGCGAUUGCGUCGUAUGCAAGAUAAUGAUGACAAGAUACGGAAGUGCGUUCGAGUCAUAUGUGGGGUUGCUCUCACAAAUCCUGAGUUCCAUACUACCCGAUCUAUUGCAGGCUUGGCGAUCGGGUUAUGCGGCGAACUAUUCCAUGACCCGAGGGAAACUAAGGUUCUCUUGGAUUUGUUAUCUGCCGCAGAAUUACAUCUCGGGUGGCCUUGUUUGAAGUUGAAGGAAGAUUUGCGGAGGUUUUGGAGGCUACCCGUGGUUGAAGCCUAA
Aspergillus nomiae NRRL 13137 is the source of this 2685-nucleotide messenger RNA. RefSeq lists its product as uncharacterized. Gene Ontology annotation, cellular component: fungal-type vacuole membrane. Bases 1 to 2685 code for a protein of 894 amino acids. The transcript is spliced from 6 exons. Lineage: Eukaryota; Fungi; Ascomycota; Eurotiomycetes; Eurotiales; Aspergillaceae. Gene Ontology annotation, molecular function: zinc ion binding; DNA-binding transcription factor activity, RNA polymerase II-specific; transmembrane transporter activity. Gene Ontology annotation, biological process: regulation of DNA-templated transcription; transmembrane transport. The record is from RefSeq and is a predicted model, not a curated record.